Candidula unifasciata is the source of this 696-nucleotide messenger RNA. NCBI's taxonomy places the organism in Eukaryota, Metazoa, Mollusca, Gastropoda, Stylommatophora, Geomitridae. The record is from the annotation of a GenBank genome assembly.
AUGGAGGUCAACGAUCAACUCUCACAGAAUGUAGCAACUGCUGGUGAUAUCAGAAUACAUGAAAGGCGUGCUGUCUUUAAACUAACCAAUGUCAGUACAUUGCUACAGAAAGAGUUAAUGAAAUCGCACACGAUUUACCAGGGAAACAGGACAUCCAUUGCCAACACACAACCUGACAUCAUCCGCCAGCCAAUCACAACCCAGCCUUCGGUGAACACAGUCUGUGUCUCACAUCCUUGGGUGUACAGUAUGUCUGGCUCCGUGCCUGUGGACGCCAUCAACUUGCAGGAGCCUGUGAGCAGUUCCCCAGGGUUCAAACCUCGACCCCUGUCAAAGUCCGGGGACACAGCGUCUGUCUGCCCGUCCACGGGCAGCCGAUACUGGUCCAAGGAUUUGUUUGAUUCGUUCAAAGAGCUGCACAGGUCCACAAGAAAAUGGUCGGCGCUGAUUAAUCUUUGUGGCGAGUGUUGUCGUGUUCCCUGUAUGAUGGUGAAUGUGGCCAGUAGUUUGGGGGACAAACGUUAUCUCCUGUUCAUACCUGGAACUGGAGCAGCGAUCAGAUUUAAAGUUCGCAUCCUUCGUGGAAUACAAGGAACUAUCAUGGACGACUGUCUGGUGACCAGCUGCUGCUGUCCCUGUGCCACCUGCCAGAUGUACAGAGAGAUGGAAGACUUUGGCUUCAGCACUGAAUGGUGA